CUCAAGUCAAAUCUCAAUUUGAGGAAAGUUUAUAGUUUGAAGGAAGGGUCUGAUCUUAGUCUGAUCGUAAGGAUUACGAAUAUUUUUGGAAAUUCUUGGAAUCGUGGAAGUAAUGAAAUUAUUUGAUUCACUUUUGUGAAAAUCAUCAAUUGAAUCACCCUAAAUACUAAGUAUCAUGCCUACAUUAGUAAAACUUGCAACGUACUUCAAGAAAGUUCAGUUACCAAAAGGGCGAAUUGACAGAGGAAAAUAUCGAAUCGUAAGAAAUGUCACUCAGCUUGAUAUUGCCAAUGUUCGAAGAGAUGUCGACAGGGAAAGAAGAAACAUGUUUUACUUGAGAAAUCCUUUCGUAUCAGUGAAAGAAUUGGACAGCGUUCCUAAACAAGAAAGGCAGCUGGGUAAAGUUUGUAUAGAAAAGCAUCGAGAAAAGCAAAUUGGAAAAUUUUUGAAAUGCCAAGAAAGUAGAAAAAUAGAAGUGUUUUUGAAAAGCAGAUUAGGUACAGCGGAUAAGUGGGAAUAAAUUCUCCCUUCUAUGUUCUAGUUAUUUAACUUGUAAAAAUUUAUGCAUAAACUAGCGGUUUCUUAA
Messenger RNA from Planococcus citri (citrus mealybug), 586 nucleotides. RefSeq lists its product as uncharacterized. The transcript is spliced from 3 exons. The record is from RefSeq and is a predicted model, not a curated record. NCBI's taxonomy places the organism in Eukaryota, Metazoa, Arthropoda, Insecta, Hemiptera, Pseudococcidae. Gene Ontology annotation, cellular component: mitochondrial ribosome. Bases 176 to 520 code for a protein of 114 amino acids.